GAACAGUAUUUUCUUAAAGAAAACGCAUUUACAUAAGGCUUGGUACAAAUGCAAAUUUAAAUAUCAAAAGAGCAUUAAAACAACACUUUAUGGCGAUUAACUAGUUCUACGGCGAUACCAAAGCGAACAAUAUAACAUGUUGGGAAGUAUUCAAUCGGUAAAACAUGUAUGAAUGUUUUCGAUGGAUUAAGUUGCAAGGUUGAAGUAGUGGUGAUAAAGGGUUAGCUUUAACAACAUCGACAGUUACGCUACUCCGACUCGACCGUCUUUGGAUAAUUGAAAGUGUUUCUUCGUUGUGGAGACUUUAUCAAGGUAGAUCUUGUAUUUUCGGCCGGCUCAAACGCGACCGCAACCCGUCAAUUAACUUCUGGAUUUCUGGUGUCUAAGUGCACACUCGAAAAUAAUGUUUUCGACUAGUGGGCGUUUUAAUUGAAAAUCGCCGAUCCUGUGGAUCGAAAUUAUGAAGUGAACAGGUAAAACAGCAACGGCAGCCUAGCUGUGCAUGACUAGGAACUUGUAUUACUGUCUGUGAUAUAUAUAGCUUCAUACAGAGCCCUUACAAAAUGGACACGAGACUGAUGACUUACGAGUAUAGCCAAGUGCGGAAACUUCACCCCUCGAGUAACUCCGAGUGGAAACUUCAUCCCUCGAGUAACUCCGAAUGGGUAGAGAUACAGCUUAACACGUUCAAGAACUGGGUCAAUGAGAACCUUAAAGGCACCGGGCUGUCGGUGUUCGACCUGCGAACCGACUUUGGGGACGGCGUCCUCCUUGUGACGUUGGUGGAAUCGCUGCAGCGCCGGAAGUUACCCGGAUGUGUUCGCACGCCGCUUCAUAACCACGAGAAGCUGCAUAACAUCACCCUGGCUCUGGACGCUAUUGCCAAUGAUGACGUCACACUAAUUAAUAUAGAUAGCAGUGAGAUAACCGCAGGCAACACAAAACUGAUCCUGGGGUUGCUAUGGCAGCUAGUGCUUCGUUACCAGAUUGGGCUCACCAACUUCCAGCACAAGUCCUGGCUGUUGGCCUGGGUACAGGCAGUUAUUCCUGACUGCCAUGUGACCAACCUCACCACAGACUGGAACUCUGGCAUCGCACUGCAUGCUCUGCUAGAUUUCUGCAAAGGGGGUCUCAGUCCAGGCUGGAAGAAUCUUAAUCCACUGGACCGAACCAACAACUGCAGUGAAGCCAUGAAGCUUGCCCGCAAACAUUUCGGCAUCCCCCUGGUGUUACGGCCAGAGCACCUUGCAAACAGUAACCUUGACGAACUGUCUGCUAUCACCUACCUCUCAUACUUCACCAAGGUUGGAGCACCCGGAUACAAUGCCACCUUGCAGCGAAUACAGCCCCUAGUGAAGAACUAUCCAGUGUUCAAUUUUACUACUGACUGGAGGGAUGGGCGGGUGCUGUGUGAGCUGGUGCAGACGUUCGGAGGGUUGGUCCCCUCGUGGCCUGAACUCUCGGGAACCAACGAAACACGACUUAGAGAAGGAAUGAAUGGGGCCACUAAAUUAGGGGUCCAGCCCCUUCUCUCAGCGUCCGAGAUGGCCGUCGAGGGGCCAGAACACCUUGGCAUUAUGGCGUACGCUGCGAGGUUUUUAAGCUUAACUCCCGGAGUUAUAUCCUAUGAACACGCUUAUAAAGAAACAAAGGUUGUUACUCUGGAGGGGUCAUCAGGAACACUGAGCCAUCAAAACACCAUGUGGGGCUCGGCCGGUCAGCUGACCAAUGGUCACCAGAAUGGACGGCGGUCUAGGGACAGCUCACCCUCUAACUCUACAACCUCCGUAGGUGAGAGACGGCAGAUGGAGUACACUCUGGUACGAACGCCGUCAAUACGGCGCAAACAGCGCCAGCCCGUCGGGGCUACAGAGGGCGUCAAGAAGGAUACCUACUCUGACGGCAUCAUCAUCUAUACCACUUCCCACACAACUGUAACACCAGAUGACAUCAAGUUGGAGGCGCAGUCACCGACUGGGCGCCUUAUCAAGAUGAACGGGGACGGCAUGUACCAUGCACAGUUUGGAGCUGAUGAAAUAGGAGAAUGGAAGGUGACCUUGACCGUGAACAACCAGCAGGUGGACAGUUGCCUGGUCAACGUGUGUGACCCCUCACAGGUCAAGGUUACAGGUCUCAAAGCCAGCAUGACUGGCACACCACACAAGUUUAACAUUGACGCUUCCCAGGCUGGUAAAGGUAAACUUGAGGUAGACGUGAGCACAGAGGGCCGGUCAGUAUUGUGUAGUCUUAAGGAGUCCCAGCACCAGGUGUACACAGCCAGUUUCACACCACUGUCAGCGGGCCCCUACAAAAUAGCCGUCAGCUAUAACAAGGCUGAGAUUAGAGGUGAUGUCCCAAUAGGUCCAGGUGUAGAGGAGCUGCACAGACAGGCCGUCUUCUCCACCUCUAUGAAACCCCACCACGACCACUACAAAAUAUCUGCUUCAUAUGUUAACUACAAACAGAUUGAUCUAUGUGAUUGGCAGAUAGACUACCUGACAGGUGGCCCUAUAGACCUGUACAUCGGGGACACUGCAGACGUCCGUGUGUAUAGCAUGCAGGAUGGCACAAUCUGUAAUACGCCACAUCUCAUUGCGGAUGUGACGAACGCUCCACCAGGUGGCCAGUUGGAGGCAGAAGUCCAGUAUGGAACAUCUCGGUUCCCUGCAGAUGUGAUAGCUGACAAGCCGGGUCUGUAUAAGAUUGUAUUCAAGCCCCGCGGACCUGGCACAUACAGGAUAUACAUCAUUUACAACCGUAGGAUUGUCAAAGGAUCCCCAUUCAUCCAGGAGAUUGCUGAGCUGACCUCACCCUCAGCGGAGGGGCCAGGGCUACAUAAGGGUGUGGUGUCAGAGCCUGCUACCUUCAAGAUGGACGACCGAGGCUUCCCUGGAGAAGUGGCGGUCAAUAUACAAGGACCUCACUUCCCGAUUACCGGGCGGGUUUCACAGAACCCCGACCAGACCCACACUGUUCAGUAUGUGCCGGAAGAGGUUGGUAUUCAUCGGAUCAACAUCAAACUGGACGGGAAAGACAUCAAAGGAAGCCCGUUCCACCCCAAGAUAGUUGACCCCACCAAAGUGGGUGUGUCUGGGGGGUGGGGACCAGGGGGUCAGGAAAGGAUCCCGCUGUAUGUAGACAAGGAGAAACACCUGCCAUUUGAGGCUGUUAAUGCUGGGCCAGGAGAGCUGACUGCCAAUGUGCAUGGCCCCAGUGAGAAGGUCCCAGUGACAAUAGACGCUCGAGGUGACGGCAAGCACACCGUCAUCUUCACACCAAAACAAGAAGGCAAGCACUAUAUAGAUGUGUUCUGGAACGGGUAUGCAUUACCCCGGUCACCGUAUCAGGGGUACGCCACACAGGCCCCUGAUGAGCCUGACUUCCCAGUGGAGCGCAUACAGGAAGUCACGAUCAGGAAGCAAUUGAUGCAGCAAGACUCGUUCCGGCGGAAGGAAGACUCGUUCCAUAGUUCCCAACCACCAGGAGGGUACUGGGUGUCACCUGACAACGGGCCCAACAAGAUCUACAUCCUGGCACCAGACAAGAGUGAGAACAAUGUGGUCUCAGCUGUGAAUUACCCACCUACCAGAAUCCGAGUCCAGCGCCACGGCUCUGAUGUGAUCACUUCAAAUAAAGCCAGGCACUACGCCAGUCCCAAACGAACCGGCAGCGUGUAUUCCAGCAGUACUCAGUCUGCACGAUCAGAAACCACCAAACGUAAGGAGCCGGAUGUGGUGAUCACGCGUCUGCCACGCCCAAACAACCCUAUGUACAUGUACGAGGUGGAUCGACAGCAGACGACAUCAGAGAUGUUUGAGUACCAGACUAGCCCCCAGAGCUCCUCACCUCCCUCCAUGUCCCCCAACUAUGUAUACACCCAGCCUGUAAUUAGGGCACCAUCUAGUAUAACUGAUAGCAGUAAAGGGGGAAGUCCAAAAGUUGUGUUGAAGGGGCGGGGCCUGAAGGAGGCGGAGCUUGAUAAACCUGCCCACUUCACGAUUGAUGGGCAGGAGGCGGGGAACGGAGAGCCGGAGGUGAGGGUUCACAGUCUGCGGUCUGAGCCACCAGUCCGGAUAGAGACCAUAGGGCCAAAGCAGUACCACUGUACAUACACACCAAGGGUGCCAGGGGCCUAUCUACUGGACAUCAAGUGGAACGGCAAACCACUCAAGUGCUGUCCUUUCAAGAUUGAUGUCAAGAAACCUGUCUUCCCAGACAAAGUGGGCGUCAGUGGGGACAUGAAAGGAGUGUUGCUGGGCAAGGAUAUUGACCUGAAGAUUGACCCCAGGGAGGCUGGACAUGGAGAGCUGACGAUAGACUGCAAGGACCCUGAUGGCAAGGAUGUGCCGGUCCACCUGACUGACAACUAUGACGGCACGUACCAGCUCAAGGUCAGACCCGUCAAGGUCGGCAGGCACAUUCUCAACAUACGACUCAACAAGCAGCACGUGUUCGGAAGCCCGUAUGCCAUAGAGAUCAAGGGUCAGGCUCCAAAAGGCCCGGUGAAGGUGUGGGGUCCGGGACUGGAGAGUGGGGUCUUUCCAGACUACCAGGGACACUUCUAUGUGGACGCUACUGGGGCCGGGGGAGGGGAGCUACACGUCAGUGUCAUGGGACUCAAAGGAGCGUUCCACGUGGAGAUGAAGCGAGCCAGCCAGAAGGACAAGCUGUUCAACUGCCUGUACCACCCCCUGGAGCCUGGUAUCUACACCAUCAACGUGCAGUGGUCUGGCCAGCACGUCACGGGCAGCCCCUUCAGGGUCCUCGUUGCAGCAAACCAUAUGGAACUGCUGGACUACGAGGGAAGGAUUGAGAAGUCAAGGAAUUCAUCAAGGAGUUCCGAGAAGCAGUCCCCCAACAUGACACAGAACACCAUCAUGUACUAGGCUUUAGUAGGUGUACAAACUGAGGAAUGAGGAAGGAAUAAAAUCAAAAUGCAUCCUUCAGAAGAAAUGAAGACCACAGCAGCUGGAAAAGCAAAUGAACACAUUAGGCGCAGGCUGAGGAAUGAGGAAGAAAUAAAAUCAUAAUGCUUCCUUCAGAAAAAAAGGAGACCACUGCAGCUAGAAAAGAUGGUUUUGUACAUCACAAGCAAUUAUUUCAUGAUAUUGCAACAAAAAUUAAAAAAAUAUUUUCAUUCAUGCAAUUCUCUAUCCCAUACAAACUCUCACUUCCAUUGCACUCAUGAACAUGAAAACCUUAUUUUGCUGAAAUAUAGUCCAUUGUUUUGUAUAUCUCUUAGACCACACUUGAAAGAAUAAUGAAAUAUAUGAUGAUCAGUAAUUUAUUAUUUCCACACAUUUAUAAUGACAUUCUCAUCCCAGCAUUUAUUGUUACUUCAUACCCAAUUUACUGAUGAGUGAAACAUGGCUUUUUUAUAAUGCUGCAUAGAGUAGUUUUCAUAGUGCCCUAUUUUAUUACUUGGCAUAAUAUAAAUAUGUAUGAGCCUGUUCCAUUAUAUUCAUUUGAAUUUAUAAAAAAUUUAUAUAAUUGUUACAUUAUAUUAUGAUUAUUGAAAAUUAUCAAGUUCUUUGAAAACACAAGUCUUCAAACAUGUUUAUCAACUAUAUUUGUUUGCAAGGCCCAGCUAACUGGGGUAAUAAAGCAAUGCAUUCUCCAGCUAGAGUUAAUGAUUUCAGAUCCCAGCUAGGGUACAUAACUGUUGUGGGAAUUGGUCAUGAAAUUAUGUGACCACUCUCCAUUACCUCCCAUUUAAGAACAUAAACUAUUAAUAACAGACAUGAAUAUGGGCUAUAAGUACUAGUGAACCUCUAAGAUCUGGUAUGACAGGUCGGGCUGCAAAGACCUCGUGAAGAGGCAAGUAGGACCUGAAAAUAACUCUGAUAUUAUACACAGAUCUGCUUUGCCUCUCUUUGGAAAUUGUAAGUACCGGUAGGUUCAAUGGACGCCUUUGUAUGUCUGUUAUAUUACCUUGCAGUAGGACUAGGUGAUGGGGGAACAUUAACACCUUAAGAAACCAAAUAAUUGUCAAAGUGAUAAAUACUAAUUUGUUUGCAGGUAAUAUAACUUAAGAAGAAAAUUCUGUCCAAAUAGAUAGGUAAUUUGCGAGGUUUCACUAGUUUGACUUAAUCUUAUGUUAUUUACUAAAGUGUUGUGUAUUCAACAUUUGAAUAAGGAAGAAGAUUUGAAUAAGGUAGAAUUUUAGUAUAUUUUGCUUAAGCACAUCAUCAAUAUUUUGAGCAUUUAAUAAUUGUUGCAAAAUAUUUGUUCACUUUCAUAGCUUAUUAAAAUUUAUGUAUUCCUUCAGGCUUUUCAUGUAAACAUUUAUUUGUUUGGUGCUAACUCAAAAUUUGAGUGUACUUUGUAUUCUGUAUGCAUACUUUCUAUGACAACAGAAGCUGUUUAUAUUUAGAAAAGUUUAUUUCAUGUACAACUUAUCAGAAUGCUGGCGUUAUUGUCAGUAUUCAAUUAGUUGUAAAUAUUGUCAACCUUUUUUAUGUCAGUUAUUGUCGUUGAUUUUCGCAGCAUGAAUUUGCAUUUAUUGAGCUUAAAUUGGUCUUUGUCAAUUAGCCUGUUUUCAUGUGGGCAUCUAAGGGGAAUAAAAACCCAUAUCUUUAGUACAGCUUUUGAUGAUUCUUUCAAUUAGGAGUGAUGUCAUCGAAUUUGUGUGACUCGCUAAUUUACUCAAAGCAUACAAUGUGGGUUUGUUCAUGCACAAACAUGAGCAAACACACAAACUUUGCAUGCGUUUUGAGUGCUAUUCUCUUUCACAAUUUUAACAAACAUUUAUUUGUUCAUGUAUUUGAAUUUUACAUACAUGUAUUAUGACUUUUUAGAGCAGUUAUUUGAAUUUUAGUUUUAAAUAUGUUGUAAUGAAUGUUUAGUUUGCCAAAAUAUAUAUGUAAAUACACAGUUGCUUCAGUAACGUUAUUUUAUUAUUUCAAUACCUUACAUAAUUGACUGCAGAUAUAUUAUGCCUAAAUAAGCAAUAUAUGCAUACAUAUUAUUAAUUAUAUAUGUGAAAAGUAAAUGUAUAUCUAUAUAUUGUGUCAAUAAAUAAUACUGCUUUUA
This is a messenger RNA of Dreissena polymorpha, 7032 nucleotides long. Its product is annotated as filamin-A-like. Gene Ontology annotation, molecular function: actin filament binding. The transcript has 32 exons. NCBI's taxonomy places the organism in Eukaryota, Metazoa, Mollusca, Bivalvia, Myida, Dreissenidae. Gene Ontology annotation, biological process: actin cytoskeleton organization. The record is from RefSeq and is a predicted model, not a curated record. The coding region runs from base 564 to 4886 and encodes 1440 amino acids.